GCACUUCAAGUUUUGAACUCACAGGAUAUGUUAAUUCAAACACUUGAAAUACUAUUAAUUAUUAGCUAAUUGUUUCCAAUUUUUGCUAAACUUUAGGUGGUGGCAAAGAAAAUUUCAACUGAAGAGUUUCAACAAUAGUUUUCAGAGUCUUCAUAUACUAUACUUGAAGAGAGAAAGAAGGGUUUGUUUUCAGGCUGAGUACACUAAUUCUUCCACUGUCUAGUGAUGGAUGAGUAUUUUGAACACUUCCUUUAUUCCUCAUCAUGGUCAGAUAAAGAUUUAGAGGAAAGAUCAUCUGGGAUAUGUAGCGAAUCUGAUCCGCCAAAUGGCCUACUAUUCAGCUCAGUUGAGGUCAAGGAAGAUGACAACAGCAAUUCACAAACAACUUUCCUUGGUUCAAAUGGUAGUACUGAGAGUUUGGCCACUCAAGAUGCCUCUUCAUAUGUUCUUGGUUCAGAGUCAGAUUAUGGUAUUAACAUGGCUUUACUUUCUGAUGAGCCUCAACUACAAGAUAGUCAUCAAAACAUCUUAGAAGAUCUAUCAAAUGGAGUGGUAAAUGGUAUCUCAGAACUUAAAACAGUUGGCUUUCAAUACAAUAUGGCUAUUCCAGUGCCUAGCUCGCUAAGUCUCAAUUCUUCAAAGCAGAAUCCGUGUUUCAACAAAGAUUUUCGAACCAUUUCUCCAAUUCAGCAUUUGUGUUCUCUUCCAUCUUUUGAGGGUGUCACUUCAUUGUCUCAUGUUAUGGGGCAAGAUGGAAUUGGAGGUUUUGGUAUGCAAGGGGGAGAAUAUACUGAUAAUGAUUUGUAUGCCAUGGAUAGCCAUCCAAGUAAAUUGUCUGCAUCAGGCUCCUCAAAGGGUGCACAUGACUUGCCAAAUUAUCAUUCUUCUGCUUCCGCCCCUCAGAUGAUAAUGACAACAUCUGGAUUGCAAUCUCAAUCACAGGCCCCAUCAACUACCCCUGCUGCUGGGGAGUGUAGUGGAACUGGAAAACCUCGUGCCAGGGCACGGCGAGGCCAGGCCACCGAUCCUCACAGUAUUGCAGAAAGGCUGAGGAGGGAAAAAAUUGCUGAAAGGAUGAAAGGUUUGCAAGAACUUUUGCCAAAUCCUAAUAAGACUGAUAAGGCAUCCAUGCUUGAUGAGAUCAUUGAUUAUGUCAAGUUUCUUCAGCUCCAAGUGAAGGUUCUUAGUAUGAGCAGACUUGGAGGAGCUGGGGCUGUUGUUCCUCUCAUCACAGAUCGUCAGGCUGAGGGAGGAAAUGGUUUUUCAUUAAACCAAUCAUUAUCAGCUGGUGAAGUAGGUGAGGUUGUUUUCCCAUCUGAUGAAAUCGUGUUGUUCGAACGAGAGCUAGUGAAGCUGAUGGAGUCCAGCGUGACCAAAGCCAUGCAAUAUCUCCAAAGCAGAGGCCUUUGUCUCAUGCCAGUUGCUCUUGCUUCUGCCAUCUCAAAGGGAAGGGAUCAAUCAUCCUCCUCGGUGUCCCAUGACCACACCAAGAAAAAUGACUUCACUAAUGCCAAUGCCAGUGCCAGAGCCAGAGCCAGUGAUCUCAUGAAAAAUCCAACUACAGAACCAGAAGAUGGGAAUAACGUUUCUUGCAAAGCCAGACAAUUCCAGACCAAAAGAUAAGCUCUUUUGCAUAUCUUUUUAUACAUAUAUAUUUAUGUAUCUUGUUCUUAUUGUAGGAUUAGUGAACUAAUGAAAGAGUAAAAAUUUAGUUGGUUUCUC
Molecule: messenger RNA, 1722 nt
Organism: Humulus lupulus (European hop)
Lineage: Eukaryota; Viridiplantae; Streptophyta; Magnoliopsida; Rosales; Cannabaceae
Product: transcription factor LRL1-like
Exons: 8
Coding region: 226-1623 (465 amino acids)
Biological process (GO): regulation of transcription by RNA polymerase II
Cellular component (GO): nucleus
Molecular function (GO): DNA-binding transcription factor activity, RNA polymerase II-specific; RNA polymerase II cis-regulatory region sequence-specific DNA binding; protein dimerization activity
Source: RefSeq, a predicted model, not a curated record